This is a messenger RNA of Apiotrichum porosum, 1221 nucleotides long. RefSeq lists its product as uncharacterized. The transcript has 3 exons. The coding region runs from base 1 to 1221 and encodes 406 amino acids. Gene Ontology annotation, biological process: oxalate metabolic process. The record is from RefSeq and is a predicted model, not a curated record. NCBI's taxonomy places the organism in Eukaryota, Fungi, Basidiomycota, Tremellomycetes, Trichosporonales, Trichosporonaceae.
AUGCAUCUCCCCGACGUCGAACAGAAGAGGUCAAUCCUCGAUGACCGCAGGGCUGCGACCAAACCACCGGUGCCUCAGCCUCGCCGAGGCAAGUAUGGUAAUGACAUUCUUGGACCUACCAACCCCGAUCGUGCUCGCCAGGUGCCCGACAUGAUCCGGCCCCCAAAGACGGACGGGGGUAAACUGGCCAACAUGAAGUGGUCGUUCACCGACUCUCAUAUGCGCCUCGAGGAAGGUGGCUGGGCGAGAGAGACGACGGUCCGCGAGCUGCCCACCUCGGUAGAACUGGCUGGCGUCAACAUGCGGCUGGGGCCUGGCGUCUACCGUGAACUGCACUGGCACAACGAGAGCGAGUGGGCAUACAUUAUCGAAGGCGAAUGUCGCAUUACCGUGCUCGACACCAACGGAGGGUCGUUCAUCGACGACCUGAAGAAGGGAGACCUGUGGUACUUCCCCACAGGCUUCCCGCACGGCAUCCAAGGUCUUGGCGACCGGGGUGUAGAGUUCCUGCUCAUAUUCGACGAUGGCAACUUUUCUGAAGACUCGACGUUCCUCUUGACCGACUAUUUAGCCCACACACCCGUGGACAUUCUCGCCAAGAACUUUAGAGUCUCUGAAGACGUGUUCUCGACCUUGUCCAAGAGGGAAAAGUACAUUUUCCAGGGCUCAGACCCUGGUACGCUGUCGGAUGCUCGCAAGGAGGUCAUUCCCUCAAAGCUUCAGUUCACACACCGGAUGCUCGAGCAAAAGCCGGCCAAGUUCCCCGGCGGUGAAGUGCGCAUCACGGAUUCCACCAACUUUACCAUCUCCAAGACCACUGCUGCCGCCCACGUCGUAGUGUAUGAAGGUGCCCUUCGUGAGAUGCACUGGCACCCGAACGCCGACGAGUGGACCUUCUUCCUCCAAGGGCAUGCCCGCGUGACAGUGUUCGCGUCCAACGGAGUGGCCAGGACGUUCAACUACAUGGCCGGCGACGUGGCUGUGAUUCCCAAGAACAAUGCCCACUAUGUGGAGAACAUUGGCGAGGGCGACCUCGAGUUUCUCGAAAUGUUCAGAGCGGCGCGGUUCGAGGACUUUUCGACCGAGCAGUGGCUUGCCCAGACGCCUGCUCUGGAAGUUGCCGAGCAUCUCAACCUCGGCGGCGCGCGGUACGAAGAGUUCUUCAACAGCCUCAGCAAGAGAAAGGUGCCCGUCAAGGCGUCUCGUCGUAGCUCGUUCUAG